UCCUGGCCACAGAUGGCGCUAUCUUUGUUGUGUUGUAAGGAUAUACUUCUUUAAAAUGUCGCUUAACUAAAGAACUCCAAAAUGUAGCAUUUCCCAAGUAUUAAUCCCAAUUUGUUAAGGAACAGAGGAUCCUUGACGAAGCACUAUUAAUGGACCAGUGACUGAUGCUUACAUGGCGGAUGCUGUGAACUAAUAAAUGCCAGCAUGUCACAGCGAACUAAAAAGUCUGGCAAAGUCGAGGAUAGCAACGCCGCAGUUGGGAAACGUCGCCGUCGACGUCCCAGCGGCUCAGAUGGAGGAGGAGCAGGAGGAGGUGGCGGUGGAGUGGGAGGGGAGGAGGAUGCAGGGUCUAAUUCUGGUGGAAAUGGACCUUUUCCAUCCUCCCUUGGAGGAAUGUGGACCCCACGACAUCUCAACGACCUCAAAGUUUCCUCAAUUUACAAUCGCAACUCCGCCGAAGCUCCUGCUGAAUUGUACAGAAAAGAUUUAAUCAGCGCAAUGAAGCUUGCUGACAGUGAGCCCCUUACCCCUGAAGAAUAUUGGUUAAUUACCGACCCUUGGAAGCAGGAAUGGGAAAAGGGAGUCCAAGUCCCCGUAAAUCCCGAGUCCCUUCCUGAACCCGAAGUCGUAGUCAUUUCGCCAGUGAACGAAAGAAGUCACGACUUCAGGCUACCGAAAAAGAAAUACAUUCGUGUGACGCAUGAUGAUUUCUUUAACCCCGAUUACCAUCAAUUAGUGUCAACGGCGGCUAGAGCGGAAAAGGUUUGCAGCUAUGACUUGGAUGAUAUUGAUGCGUCCUGGUUAAGUUGCGCAAAUUCCGAUCGAGGAAUGCAAAGCUUGCCUGUAAUCUCGGAGUUCUUGAUGGAACAAGUUAUCGAGGAAUUGGAGUUGCAGUGUUGGGAGCAAGUACAAACGAUACUCAAAAGUCAGGAAGGACUAGGAAUAGAAUAUGAUGAAAAUGUCAUUUGUGAUGUUUGUCGAUCGCCCGAGUCUGAAGAAGGGAAUGAGAUGGUGUUUUGCGAUUCAUGCAACAUCUGCGUUCAUCAGGCUUGCUACGGUAUCACAACUAUCCCAUCCGGAUCCUGGCUGUGUCGAACGUGCACACUCAGUAUUCGUCCUCCUUGCGUUUUAUGUCCCAACAUGGGUGGCGCCAUGAAGGCAACUAGGUCUGGUCAAAAAUGGGCCCAUGUGGCUUGCGCUAUAUGGAUUCCAGAAGUUAGUAUAGGUUCUGUCGAGAAAAUGGAACCAAUUACUAAAAUAUCAGCGAUCCCUCAAAGCCGUUGGUCUCUAAUCUGUGUUAUAUGCAAGGACAAAGCUGGAGCUUGUAUCCAGUGUUCUGUAAAGACAUGCAAAACAGCGUAUCAUGUGACCUGUGCAUUCAAGAAUGGGUUAGAAAUGAAACCCAUAAUUGUUGACGAAAAUGCAGAAGACGGAAUCAAAUUAAGGAGCUACUGCCAAAAGCACAGUGUGAACCCAAAGAAAGACAAAUCUCCUCAAUCUGGCUCUGAAGAAGAUUUAGAGAAGAAAAAGUUGAAGGCGAUGACAGCCGAGGAACGAAAUCAAGCUCGUGCCGAAAAAUUGCAAUUGAUCGAAUCCGAGUUUUACAAAUACGUCAGAUUAAAGGAUGUUGCACAAAAUCUAGCUGUCGACAUGGACAUUGUUAUGCUUGUCUUUAAUUUCUGGAAGUUGAAACGCAAGUCAUUGAACAACCGGCCAUUGGUACCACCCCGACCUGAAACAACACAGCUUUUAACUCAACAACAGGAACAAGAUUUAGAGCAAAUGAAAAUGUUUGUUCAGUUACGCCAAGAUCUGGAACGGGUUCGCAAUUUGUGCUACAUGGUCAGCAGAAGGGAGAAACUCUCAAGAACAUAUUUUCGCCUCCGGGAACAGACUUUUCAAAAACAGGUUGCAAUUCUUGGAGAAAAAUCUAUCGAUUCGCUUAACCCAGAAGAAAAAAGUGCAAUAGUAGCAGCAAAUCGUGGAACAUCAAUAUAUGAUCAGAUAUAUUCGUCGUUCGAAAGUACCAAUAAUAAUACACUGAAGGAUUACGACACAUUAGUCAGUUUAAUAGCCGGUGAAGAUAAAAAGGAAAAACUUGUGAAUGGUGUGAUAAAACCUAAAAAGUCCUCAGGCGGUGGACUUGGCAAUAUGAUUAAUAGUGCAAGUAGUAAUCCCUUCAAAAAGCAAUUUGUUAACGGUGCACGGAGGAAGAAUCUCAUUGGUGAGUGCUCCAGUUUGAGUGAAAGUGAAGCCAGUGUUAGUGAUGCCACGGUUAACAACGCCCUAAAGAAGAAAUUGGGUAACAGCAGUACGGGUCGCAAGCCCCUGUCUUACUUAUUCGACUCGGACUCGAGUGCUGAUGAGGUCGCUCUAGCAGGCAAAGCUGGCACUACAACCAAGGAUAAUAAGAAACAAACCAAAGGGAAAUCUCCCAAUAAUCCGCGUGGUCGUGGUCAGAAAGCGACAAAGAAAUCCUCAACUUCAGAUUCCGAUGAUCUAGAACUCCCUGUGCAAAAGGUUGUUGGCAAUAAUAACUUGAGCAAAUCCGAGGGUCCCAUCUACUCGGACAGUGACUCUGAUGGAUCUCUCAAAAAGCGUCCUGGAUCUCCUGUGGCGACAAAAGCCGCAGUUAAAGAAUUUACCAGGAAAAGCAAUAAGAAAGAGUUGGGUGCUAAAUCUUCUCUUGCCCAACAGAAGAAGACAGUUACCCCCAAACAAGGUAAACAAGGCCCCAAAGGUGGUAGGAAAAAGAAGGGUGCCGAGCAACAGCUCAUCGUGCCACAACGAGAGGCAGCUAAAAAGGCAACGGAGAGCAUUCGGACCGUAAAAUCACGAAAGGAUGGUCUUGUAGGAGACAACGCGUCCGGCCAGGACGGCUCUGUUGCCUCACCCGCAACAUUCAACGACCGAGAAAGCGAGUCUUUUGAAAAGACGGCAAUGGAAAAGUUCAAAGACAUUGCUGCUGCCUCGGUUCAAGACAAAAUCAAGAAAAGAAAUGACAAAUCUAAACCAACAGUAGCUGAGAAUAGACGAGGAGCUAACAAGAAAUCUGUUAAAUCCGAAAGCGUCGGGGGCAACAAGGACGCUGAAUCUACUAUUCAUGGACAUUAUGACGAGCUGCGGGAUCAAUACGAAUUUGAUGGUAGCAAUGAUUCAAAGAAUGUGCCAAAUUUUGUUCCCCAAAGACAAGCGGCGAAGAAGGCUGCCGAGCAUAUACGGAGUGGGCUCAGCAAUAUCGUUGCUGCUCGUCUUAUCAUUGAGGAUGAAAUGGAAGCCACGCGCAGGAAGGGCAAAGGAGAUAGGACCACUCAGCCAAACAAAACUUCCUUGGACAGCAGCUCUCCUGGGCCACCACCGACAGGAACGACUGGAGGCAAGAAACAACCCAACAGGUCCAGGGGAAAGUCUCCAUUUAUUGAUAAAGCUGUCGAAAACUCCUCUCUCCAGACUGGAGAUUCUUCUUCUUCUAAACAAAGAUCAAGAAAGCGAGUUCUCUCUAAAGAAGAUAAGGGCACAGUCAAAACAGGACGGAAGGAGGCAGCAGCCGUAGCGACGAACAGCACGACUGCUGAAGUUUCCGCUUCCGAUAGACACAGUGACUGGCCCUUUCUUAUCAGGGGGACGGAGUCACAGUGUCGUCGAAGCAGGGAACGAAGCAGCUCAUCCAGCUCGUCAAGUUCAAGCGGUUCAUCAAGUUCAUCGGGGUCCUCUUCCUCCAGCCGCUCCUCAACCUCGUCCUCACCUGCGAUUACACAGCCGACACCUGCGUCUGCGUCCCCCGAUUCCAUUACUACGACCCCCAGAAAGACAUCACCCCCAAUUAACACCAAACCGCUUUCCAUCACCCCUUCUUCCACCAUCACCACCACGUCUAGGUGUCCAAGUAAGAAGCUUAAAACUUCCGAUCGGAGCCCAGACGGUGGAUCCCGCAAUGAGGUUGCUACGGGAAAGAAACCUGCCCCCAAAAGUCGUGGACCCGCAAAGGUUCGAUCAGGGGGAGGUACAGUUGGCAAUGCACACCAGAAUUCGACAAAGCACGAUGCACCAGCGAGUAGCACACGCUCAGAUGAUGAUCCCCUCCGCGUCCGGCGGACAAAGACCAGUUCCCGUGGAAGCAGUAGUUCCAGUGAUCGUGGUAGUCCCUCGCCACAACCAUCGAGGAGUGCCAGAGUCACCCAGAAGAACAAUAAACCUGCGCAAGCGAAAGGGAAACGAGGAAAGGGAGAAUCAUCAGCAGGGGGUAGAGAAAAGGACAAAAAUUGCAUUCCUCCGGCGACCCCAACAACACCAUCAAAGUCGAAUGCAAAGUCUAAUCAAGCGAGAGCUGCGGCCAAGACCUUAAGUGGUCUGACGGCUACUUCUUCCUCCGCCUCCAAGGCGGCUGCCAACAAGGCUACUGCUUCUUCUAUUAGCGUGAGCGGCACUCUAGAAUUAUCUUCCGACUCUGAAGAGGAAUCAUCAAAACCAACAACAUUAUCUCCUGACAAGAAUAAUUCUCACUCUCAACAAAUUCCACUUUCCUCAUCCAGCACGGACUCGAGAAAUCUUAGAGCCACUGCAAGAGCAAAGAAGAAGAGUGGAGUCAGUAAUCUGUCCGACUCUGACUCUGAACUUGCAGACGAGAAGGAAAACUCUUGCCGAGCUACAGUCGUUCCACCAAGCGUUAAUGAAUCUCCAUCAACCAACACAAGAAAUCGUACUCCCAAACAACAAGGGAUUCCAUCAUCUGCUGGUUCCAUACUUUCCCCACUUACACCCUCGUCUGAAAAUAAGGAAAAGGAUUCAAAAUCCUCUGACGUGGAACCAGAUGUUAAACGUGCUCGAUUCGACUCUGGAGCAAGUGUUGGUGAAAAUUCUACCACGAUCACCGCUACUGGUGGCCAUGCUAAUAAUAAUCAGGUUCCAGUAGGUCCCAAUUCGGGUUCACAAUUAUUUUCUGCCGCCGCCACAGCUGGAAGUCUCCUCUCAGCCAAAUCUCUCUUUUCUCCACGAGCCGGUCACGAAAAUGAUCUCGUUGAUUUUGACUCGGAAUUAUAUGAUCUUGCUCGAAGUGUGUCUGCCGACUAUUCUCAAGUGGAUGAAGAGGGUGGUGCGGCAGCUUCCUCGCUCCCAUUCUUUGCCCAGUCCUUCCUCUCCCGUGAACAAACCGUGGAAGACUCUCCACAGGCGACUCUGAACCUGGUAGAAAAAUUACGACUCCAACACGCCAGAAAGUCAGGGUAUCCUCGGUCAUCCAUUGACGGAUCAGACUUGAGUUUGUCAGAGGAUCCACCAAAAUCUCCCACUUCCAAACCCGGUAGCUCACUAGCCGACCCUUCUUCCACCUCGGUUCACGAGGAUGAGAAAAUUUGUGAUGUUUCGAACCAAGAGAACCAUCCUGAAAUUAGUCCUGACCGAGACAAAUUGAUAGAAGGGGACGAGCGGUGGGUGCCACCGAGCAGUCGAUCAUCGUUAGAUCACCAUCAUCAUCAUUAUCCAGAACAUCAACAACAAAUAUCUUCUUCCUCUCAUUCUCCAGAGGGGAGGUCACGUCAUCAUCCCAUCAAACCGCCACCUCCUCACAUUGUCUCGGCAGAAUUAGUUGAUAAUCGGUACAAAUUGAGGCGAAGUGAAGAUAAUAUUGCAAACUCCGACCAACAACAAUAUUCAGCAUCCUCGUCAUCUCGGCACCAUUUACAUCAUGAAGAUUUAGCUGCCGUUGUUCGUCAGCCUCUCUCGGAGCAAAAAUCUUUAAGUGGUGAUGCUCACAACAAACUUGGGGAUUUGUCCGUGUCGCUGGCAUCUCCGACAAUGAGUCCGAUGGCCUCACCUGUUGGAAUGAAGCCGCAACAACAUCCUGGUGGGGUUCUCUUCCCUCAACAAGUCUCCUCCUCUGCAGGAUUUCCGACGACUACAGGUUCAGCAGCAGCAGGUCCCCACUCCUUGUCUAACUCUUCUUUCAUGUAUCCUCUCUCAUCUACCGGUGCUUCAAGUGUGGCCGCCCACCAGCAAAAUGUGGCUGUUCCUACUAUUGACCCAAAUAAUCCUAGAUCCUCCUCCUUUUUCCAUCACCAAGCUCCUAAUAAUCAGCAACACCCACAAAUAUCAUCAUCUAGUCUUUCUCCAGGUUAUCCCAGACAAAAUUUUCCUGGUGCUCAUCAUAUCAUUCAUGGAAAACAGCAACAACAACAGAGUGCAAAUAAGGAAUCUAUUUCUUCCCCCACGACAUCACCUCCUGUACCUCUAAACAACCAGAGAACUACAACUCCUACUUCUUCUUCCACUUCCACACCCUUCCUCGAUGAGGAUUCCAUUGCUUCCGUGACCUCUGCAAUGCCUCCACUAGCAAAACCCUCAAUCGCCUCACCAUCCAUGAUUCUUGCAGCCAACAAUGUCAAAAAUAUUACACCACCUCCACCCCCACAGUCAACCGUGGCUCAGAUCAUUGAAAAUGUGGUCAACAACCAUGCCAAUAACAAUAGUACUUUGGCUGCCCACGAGUUGUUAAACGUCAUGUUGGGGCUUAAUGCCAUUUCUUCCUGUUCUUCAAAUAAUCAUAUGAUUCCAACUUCUGAAACAUUCAAACCAUCACCGUCCCUACUUGCAGCGGAAAUUGUCCGCAACGAAAUUGCUGAAUCUGAAAUGAUGACGAGGAGAAAAUCUUCUGUGCAGCCGGUGACCACUCCUCCAAACACAUUUGCACCCGAAACGGCGGUUGAAGUCAACAUGAAACCUGACGUAUCUGCGGGAAAAAGUCCGCGUGGUCGUGGUAGACGAGCAACCACGCCUCGCAGAGGGUCCGCCAAGAAUGAGAAAAUCCUCACAAACUGUGAGACAAACGGUGUCAAACCAAAAGGACGGAACGAGAGGAAGGCAGCAACGACUGCAAAUAACAAUACUUCACCACAACCUCGAACAAAAGCACCCGCCGCCAGUCGAGGGAGAGGUCGUGGGAAGGGGAGAGGGAAAGGAAUGGUCGCCACGAGGAAGGAUCUCGCCGGAACGGUAUAUGAUAUUGACUUUGAUGAGUUUGAAGAGAAUGUGGAUGAGAAAAUGGACCUCAGAAUGUUGAGAGAGCGAAGAAAAUCGAGUGAUUUGCACACGGAUAGUAACAGAACCUGCAGAUCGGAACACUCUCGAAGUCCUUCCGGUGAAAGUAGGUUGGGAUCUUUGGAAAUGACAUCUCCAAAGUACAGAGACUUGGAUUCUAAUCAGCGACCUUUGUCAAAUCUCAAAAUUAUGCACCAGUCCCAAGUCGUCAUUGCAAAUGAGAAUACAGUUCCUAUCCUUCAACCACAUUCAACCCUUCCAGGGCCAGUGGAUAUGAGGACGUACAACAUACCUGGUGGCGCUGGUGGUGGAAGUCUAUUGGAAAUUUCAGCAGAAAAUCGAAACGAAAAGACGGACCAUCCUCGUAUUUCUAUCUACUCGAGUGGAAUGGACUCGAAAGGUUCUCUAAUUAAUGAAAUUGACGAUCUGGACGACACCCUUGACGCUUUCACCUCAUCCUCAUCAGCCCCAACGAAAGAGCAACCAAUUUACCUAACUCUUGCCAAAGGCACACCUAUACCUGCGCAACAACAACAAUUUCCAAACUUUGGAAUUAUUGACCCUGCUCACAUCCGGCGACAAGGUAGCGGUGGCGACAGCUUGACGGAUGCUCAUCAUCAGCCGUCUAUGCUGUUAGCAAGCAGAGAGUUGAACCAGCACUCAGGUGCGGAGUCGGAGUUGAGAAGCACAACCGACUUUUCCAGAAACCAACUCAAAGUCAAAAUUAAGGGUCCAUUCCUUGACGCCAACUACGGAUCACAUUCCAUGGGGGAUUCUGGUGGUAUUCCACACUAUCAGAACUCUAUGCACCAUCCUGUCGGCCCCUCACAAAUUGUUGUUCCUGCAUCCAACACAUCCAACUUACGAAGGAUGCGGAAGAAAGAGUUGCUCCGGCAGUAUUGGAAUCAGGACAUGAACAUGGAUGGUGGACCAAGUCAUGAUGCAGAAAUGUCUCACAGUUCCAUGGUGCAUCGAUCCAUUAUAACGAUACCCAAAGCCGUGGCAUCAAUGGCUAUAAUUCCAACAAAGGAUGACUAUCGGGAAAGUCUGCCGAAUGAGGAUUUGAAAGACUUGCUUGCCACAAAUCUAACCGGGCUACCCAACAACUAUCCUGGCAAAGGGGGCACGACGGAGAAGAGGAAGCGUAAUCGGGGCAUUCGUGAAAUGGCUGCCCUGGGUAUUAUAACCUGUGAUACUCCGAUUAGAGAAAGGCGUCGCGAUCGACCAGACAACAACACAUCAAACUUUUCCUCUGAAAUGGGCAAGAAGCGUGCCAAGGCGAAUAAGAAACCCAUUCGAAGUACCUUCAUCCCACCCACGCUCGUAGAUUCGGACCACUCCAACAAUGACAAGAAGGGAGGUAACAGUUCCAAAAUUCCGGGUGGUUCAUCAUCUUCGUCAGCCUCCCUUUCGCAGAACACUACUUCUGCUGUGGUUACUGCAGUUAAUCACCCCACCCCCAAACUGAAGAUCAAGUUUGGAGACGUGUCCAGAGGUCCGACCGGUGCUUCCUCUACCUCUCUAAUUUCAAACCAUGCUCUAAGCGACUCUUCGGACAAAGAGGCUCCCAACAAGAAGGCAAAGGGCCGACCUCCUAAAAAACGUGGCAUUUCUGACCUAACUCCCGCAGCCCCGCCCACGAUGGAAGAUUUGAAACGAGAGAGCAUGAAAUUCCGUGAGAUGGUCAUGCAAGACUUUGCAGUGGAAGAGAGAAAAGAAAUCCUCCAACUUCAUGGUACCAGAAGGCACAAGAAACACAAACGUAAAGGAGGGGCUGCGAGCAGUGAAACAGACGAUGGUUCCAAACAACAAACUGCCUCCGAAGUGAAAGUGAUUGCAGAUGGGUCGACCAAACUCAUCCUGCGCUUCGGCAAGUGUCGGGCAAAUGUGGUGGGAGGGAAUGGAGGAGAUGUAACAAAAUCUCGAGAUGCGGACGAAAUUUCAGAGAAAGAUAACAUGGAGGACGUGUGUGAAGGUGAAAAUGAUUCGGGUUUCACGGGGAGUAGUGAAGGGAGUAGUGGGAGCAUCAUUGAGCUACCUUCCGGUGCUAGUAAAGAGAGAUUAUCCGCAGCAGCGGAUGCAACUUCAAUGUGUACCCCAUUAGUUAAAAUUGAGCCUCAUACUUCUUCCAGUCUGAGUGUUCUUACUACUUCUACUACUACGACUACGACUUCUGAUGCCAGUUUUGUUCCUCCUACAACUGCAUUAACGACAGCAACAUUGCUACCUGAAAUACUAGGCCGCCCCAACAGCUUUUCUGAACUUUCCAAAGAAUUACCACCUGAUGUAAAACCUUUACCCGAGAGCUGUAGUUUCCAAUCAGACAAAAUUAUGCCUAUCCGCCUCAAACUGAGCAGGUGCUUUGAAGGGUAUGCAUUAAAAAAUAAGCAGGAAAAUUGCAACCCCGUUGACACUCCACCAGCCCCUGCAAAACAGUCUGAUAGCUGUGAAGUUCGGUGACCAUUUGCUGACAACCCCCCUUCCCCUGUCUUCUCGAAAUCAUUGCUAUCUGUUACCUUAAAGGCUGCCCUCGUGUUUAAUGAUCUUCCCAUAUACAAUUAACUGACCUCAACGUCCACUACUACACCUAUUACUUAAGUUCUUCGUCACUUGGGUUUUUCAUGCAACAAACAAAUCUUGCAAACCUAAAGGAUUUUCUUCUCAUUUAAUUUACUAGAAAUCUGCUCUUCAUCUCCAGUUACUGACUCUCAUCGUUACGUCGUCAAACAAGCAUGCCAUCAGUUUGAUACAAAAUAUCGCUAAAUUAGUAGGGGAUAUAAUAAUGUGUAAUGAAAAUAGAGUACAAAUUCCAGCACUUUACACAUACUAUGAUUAUACUAUAUCGUACUAUCCAAGUCAAAUAGCAAUGUUUACGAUUAACUGUGUAAACGAACAAUUUUCUUUGCUGUGAAUUCUGAAUGUGAAUUGAUUUCCAUUCAAAAGUUCUACCUCCUUGCUUCCUUUACGGAAAUUUGUCAUUUUUUCGUACUAUAUGUAUGACUAUAACUAUGAUUGACAGUACUUAGUUUUGUUUAGCACUAUUUCUUGCCGGUAAGACGCAACCAAAUUUCAGAAUGAAUGACUAUAAGAAUUUAUAUUCUUCACGUUUUGUUCACACGGUGCGGCAAAUGAGCUUAACUUUCCUAUGAAGGCCAAUGCACCACUACAUAGACGAUCAGACCAUUUUAAUUAGUCAACAUCACUCACUGCAGCUACUACUACACUGCACUAACAAGGGAACAUACCGAGUUGCAGUCCUUUGAAUAUAAAAUAUCAUUUUAAAAUUUAAUUAUGACUCAGAAGAAGAUAGUUUCAUGUUAAGGAUGUCGAACUAUGUAUUAUUGAGUGGGCAUGAAAGAAUGUUUUACACAACACCUCUUACGAAUCUGGCUACUGACAAAUAAUUGUAUGAUGCACUACAUAUUUCUCUAUACUACAUUUAGAUUAGUUCUCUGUCUUUGGUCUCGCGUCUCCAGCUUGAACAAUUUCCAACUGAUUACUAACUACUGGGCAAGUUUACCAUGUACUACUUACUACGUACAAAUGAAGACGAGAACUUUUGUUGAAAAACUGAUUUUUUCUGAUGAAGUCACUGCAACAUGCACGUGUCGCCACACACACAGCACGAAGACCCCCAUUUGCUCCCACCUACAAGAAAAAGAAAACCCCAUGCACUUUUACUACAAAGUAACGUACUUCAUACUAAAGUGUUAAGUGAUGCAACGCUAUUGAUUGUUAAAAUAAUAUAUUAUGCGGUUUCUCAUACGUGUCAAAUAAGAAAUACGUUUAGCGUUCUCACCUACUUGGACUAAUUACAACUAAUUGCUUGUAUGAUCUUCUUCUACGUGUAAGGUAAAAACAAGCAGUUUCUCCUCGUGAAAUAAAAUAUUACUUGCUGGCAGCAAGUAGGUAGGUAGGUAGGCAGACAAUUAAAUAAUGCAGGACAGCGCAUAAUACUAGGAUUAUUAUACUUCAAUUCUGGAACAAGUGGACACUACCAACUAUUAAAUGAAAUGAACAAUUGAAAUUAAGAGAAUGAAUUACGAUAGUAUUUGCAAUGUGUUUUAAUUUCCACAAUUUAUAAUUUUAAUUAUUUUGACGUUUAUUAUUAUAUUGAUUCAAACCUUAAAUCUAAUUAUGGCUAAAUGUCUAAAAUAUUAUAUUCCACGUACGUAACCACGUAUUUUUGAGUUUUAAUUUUUGUGAUAUACCGUUAUAGUUGUAAGUUUUUACAUGUAAAUAUCACCGAUAUUGCGUUGUGUUUACCAAACCUUGUAAAAAAUUAGACUUGACAUGUAAUACAUAGGUUUUAAACUUUGACCUUUUACAAAGAUAUUAUUAAAAAUCGUGAAAUCGAACAAGAUAUAGAGUAGUAAGUAUUUAACAGUAACGUAAGUGAGUACAUAAUUAUCGUGCAUUUUCAUGGAUAUACAACACUUAAGUCUUCAAAAAUAAUGGUACAUACACACUUCAUCAUUCUAGGCGCACGAUAAUUAAUUAAUUUUAGAUGUACGUCUACAACAUAAUAAUAGUGCAUAAACUUUUGAUUUUUAUUAUUAAGAUGUAUAACAUUAAGUGUAGUUUGAUUGCUGUAAAUAUACAUUAUUACAACACACACCGAUGAAUAUUGAAUAUGGGAGAAUACGAAUGUACGAAGUUGUAGGGACAAGAGAAAUAAAGAAAUUAUCCAUUAUCCAUGCAUUAUUAUCAUGUGAUGAUGAUGAUAUAUUAAUGAUAUCAGCCAUACUUAUGUACUAUCAUAAUAAAAGCUUGAGAAUGAACGAUUCCAAGCUGAUAAGUGGUAGGGAGAAGGGAAUCAGGAAUUAAGGAGGAAUAAAAUGAUAAGGGAAUAGUAGAUGAUGCGUUCAGAAAUUAGCAUAAUAAAAUAUUACUACUAUUAUUAUUAUUUGGAAUGGCUUCAAUAUAUAUAUGAACAAGAUCGAAACGUGUAUUCAUCGCUAGAUCGUUAUUUGCAUAAUACUAAUUAUUUAACUACAAUAUUAUGAUUAUUACUGUUAUUAUUAUGACCCAAUAGUUUCAAUUAAUAAAUGUAUAGACGACUCGUCAAUAAACAUGCAAACUUCA
Folsomia candida is the source of this 12117-nucleotide messenger RNA. It is a transcript of the gene rno, whose product is annotated as PHD finger protein rhinoceros. Gene Ontology annotation, biological process: regulation of transcription by RNA polymerase II. NCBI's taxonomy places the organism in Eukaryota, Metazoa, Arthropoda, Collembola, Entomobryomorpha, Isotomidae. Bases 205 to 9492 code for a protein of 3095 amino acids. The transcript has 20 exons. The record is from RefSeq and is a predicted model, not a curated record.